Messenger RNA from Orcinus orca (killer whale), 261 nucleotides. It is a transcript of the gene APOC1, whose product is annotated as apolipoprotein C1. Gene Ontology annotation, biological process: negative regulation of very-low-density lipoprotein particle clearance; negative regulation of lipoprotein lipase activity; lipoprotein metabolic process. Gene Ontology annotation, cellular component: high-density lipoprotein particle; very-low-density lipoprotein particle; extracellular region. NCBI's taxonomy places the organism in Eukaryota, Metazoa, Chordata, Mammalia, Artiodactyla, Delphinidae. Gene Ontology annotation, molecular function: fatty acid binding; phospholipase inhibitor activity. The record is from RefSeq and is a predicted model, not a curated record.
AUGAGGCCCAUUCUGUUGCUCCCGGUCCUGCUAGCGGCUCUGUAGAUGGUUUAAGAAGGUUCAGCCCCAGCAGGUGGCCCAGACAUCAACAGCAUUUUGGACCACAUCCUGGAAUAGGUGAAGGAGAUUGGAAACACCCUGGAGGAGAAGACCUGGGAUGUUGUGGACUACAUCAAACAGACCAACAUUCCUGCCAAGGCCUGGCACUGGCUUUCAGGCAUAUUCCAUAAAAUAGAGGAGGGACUUAAUACCACCUCUUGA